AUGCGUGAACGUCUAAAAAAGAUUCAUCGACUACUUCACAAAGACAAGAAGACUGGGAAAGAGAAAGCCGGCAUUGAUCAAGCAGAGGACCAAAGAGACAGCACGACGAAUGCUAGACCGUUAACUAGUAGCCAGGCUGCAAUCCCACCACUCAAGUCAAUCGAAAUCUCCCAGCCAAAAGACCUGUGGCAAACUGCUUAUGACCAGCUCGAUGAGAAGCAGCAGCAGAUUUUGUUACGCACACGAAGUUCUUCCGAGUUAAAGGAUAAGAAAGCUGGCUCGAGAGAGCUGGUCGACGAGAUAAUCCACGUGACAAAGCUGCAAUACGAGGCAUACCAGCAGAAGUCAGAUACUACACUUCGGAAGACUUCGCGGAAGAUCAUCGAUGCGUUACUUUCCUAUAAGGAUUUCAUUAAUGCGGUUGCUGGACUUGACCUCACACAUCAUGCAGCCAGUGCUUGGGCGGUCGUGUUGUUUGGUUUGGAAAUCUCCCAGACUCACCAUGACGCACGAAAUGCAUUGUUUGAAUCAUCGGAAUACCUGGCCGAUGUCAUUACACAAUGCGCCUUUAUCGAACAGAGAUUCUAUCUAGACGGCGAUUCAAAUAUUCGAGGCUAUGUGGAAACCGCAAUGAUUAAACUCUAUAAGGCUAUUCUGCGCUAUUCAGGACAGAUUCGGAAAUCCCAAGAGCCUGGCGUCAGGAGAAACCUCUCGGACUGUUUCACUGCUAUUACUGGGCAUCCACUCACGGAGCUUAAGGCCUCAGUCGAAAAAGAAAGAAUUGAUUUAGGCCGGUGGAUCGAGCUUAGUGGAUACUUGCACCAUAAGAAGGAGGCAGAAAACCUCCUUCUGAAAAUCGAUGAGGUUGGCGAAUCCCUGAAUCUUCUUCUGGAACAUUCCAGUCUUAUGCAUCUACAUGUUGUGGAGGGAGCAUUAUAUGACUGUCGUGUUCAUGAACAUGAGGAUUUUUGCCUUUCAGGGACCAGAACCGAGCUUCUUUCCCAUAUCACUGAUUGGGCGAAUUCCGAUGAUAAAUCCAUUUUUUGGUUGAAGGGGAUGGCAGGAACCGGAAAAUCUACCAUUGCACGCACAGUUGCAAAAGAGUUUAAAGAACGAGGACUGCUGGGACAGCUGGUAACUAGACACAGACAACUGGUGCCUGACGUCUUAGACGCCAUCAAGGCUGAUCCGAUGAUCACAUCGAAAUUUUUAAAAGAUCAAUUUGACCAACUUCUCUAUCGGCCUCUUCUAAAGCUACAACCGGACCAAUCUAUCACGACUGUGAUCGUUAUUGACGCCCUAGAUGAAUGUGAUAAGAAUGAUGAUAUCAAACUUAUACUUCAUCUCUUGUUCAGAUUACAAGAAAUUCAGUCGGUGCGCUUACGAGUGGUCUUGACAAGCAGACCUGAGCUUCCGAUCCGUCAGGGUUUCCAGAAAGAAGACAACUAUCAGGGCCUAGUUCUCCAUGAGAUUCCUGCUCCAGUAAUCGAACACGAUAUCCGUUUGUUCCUGGAACAUAGGCUUUCAGUAAUACAGCGCGAACACUCACUUCCUUCCAUCUGGCCUGGGAAUAAACACAUUGAGCAACUGGUGCAGAUGGCUGUACCUUUGUUCAUCUUUGCGGCUACUCUUUGCCGCUUUGUUGGGGAUGAGGACUGGCUUCCCGAAGAGCGUCUUACGGCCGUUCUUCAAGAUGAAGCAACAGAAUCGACAUACGACAUGGAUAGGACAUAUCUACCAGUACUGAACCAACUCCUUGCCGCGAAAAAUAAGAAGGAAUUUGAGCAACUCUUACAGGAGUUCCAGAAUAUUAUCGGCGUGAUUGUUCUUUUGGCUACCCCUCUUUCAGUUGUCACUCUUGCGCAAUUGACUGGGAUAACUGAGAAUAAAAUCGUCAAUCGAUUGAAAAGAUUUCAUUCCGUCCUUAGUGUACCAGUGGAUCUCAGAGCACCGGUUCGCAUUCUGCAUUCUUCAUUUCGAGACUUCUUAAUCCAUACAGAAGCUGAAUUUCGUAUUAACGAGAAGGAUACACAUCGACAGAUAACAUUAAAUUGUAUCCGCGUGAUGCAAACUCGGCUCGGGCGCAAUAUCUGUGAUUUAGCAAGUUAUGGAACAGAGUUCCAGGAUAUCGACCCUCAGAUCAUCCAGCAGCGCCUCCCUGCUGAUUUGCAAUACUCCUGCCAUUAUUGGGUACAUCAUCUGGAGCAGAGCCAGGGUAGCGUCUCUGAAUCUGAAAUUCUCUCUUUUCUUCAAAAGCGUUUCCUUCAUUGGUUGGAGGCACUAGCUUUAAUGAGAAAAGUAUCCGAGGCGGCAAAAAUGAUAAAGACACUAGAGUCAAGCACAUGGAUAUCACAGAAGAAAGACAAUCCUGCUCUUUCGGGGUUUUUAUAUGAUGCAAGAAGAUUUAUUCUUCAAAAUGCUUAUAUGGCUAGCAUUGCUCCACUGCAAAUUUACUGUUCCGGGCUAGCUUUUGCACCAGCACAAAGUGUGAUCAAGAGGACAUUUCUUGGCGAGAUAUCAAAACAGAUACGGCCGCUACCAGCGGUGAUGGAUUCUUGGAGCACUACUCUACAGACACUAGAGGGCCAUUCACGUUGGGUUAACUCAGUGGCCUUCUCUCCCGAUAGGCUUACCCUGGCAUCGGGCUCAAACGAUAGGACCAUCAAGCUCUGGGAUCUAGCAACCGGCACGCAGCGGCACACGCUAGAGGGCCAUUCAAAAACGGUUUAUUCGGUGGCCUUCUCUCCCGAUGGACUCACCCUAGCAUCGGGCUCGGACGAUAGCACCAUCAAAUUCUGGGAUCUGGUAACCGGCACGCAGCGGCAGACACUAGAUGGUCAUUCAAAAUCGGUUAGAUCAUUGGCCUUCUCUCCCGAUGGACUUACUCUAGCAUCGGGCUCCUUUGACGACACUAUUAAGCUCUGGGAUGCGCCGACCGGCACGCAGCGGCACACGCUAGAGGGCCAUUUAGAUUCGGUAUGUUCAGUGGCCUUCUCUCCCGAUGGGCUUACCCUAGCAUCGGGCUCCUACGAUUACACCAUCAAACUCUGGGAUACGGCGACCGGCAUCCUGCGGCAGACGCUAGAUGGCCAUUUAGAUUCGGUUCAGUCGGUGGCCUUCUCUCCUGAUGGACUCACCCUAGGAUCGGGCUCCUACGAUAGGACUAUCAAGCUCUGGGAUAUGGUAACCGGCAGGCAGCCGCAGACGCUAGAGGGCCAUCUAAAUUCGGUUCAUUCGGUGGCCUUCUCUCCCGAUGGACUUACUCUAGUAUCGGGCUCCUAUGAUAACACUGUCAAACUCUGGGACACGGCGACUAGCACGCAGCGGCAGACGCUAUUUGGCCAUUUAAACUCGGUUCAGUCGGUGGCCUUCUCUCCCGAUGGACUUACUCUAGCAUCGGGUUCGGACGAUUAUACUAUCAAACUCUGGGAUAUGACAACCGGUACGCAGCGGCAGACGCUAGAAAGCCAUCUAGGAUUAGUUCGGUCGGUAGCCUUCUCUCCCGACAGACUUACCCUAGCAUCGGGCUCCUACGAUAACACUAUUAAGCUCUGGGACACGACGACCGGCACGCAGCGGCAGACGCUAAAGGUCCAUCCAUAUACAGUUAGAUCAUUAGCCUUCUCCCCUGAUGGACUCACCCUAGCAUCGGGCUCCUACGAUAACACCAUUAAUAUCUGGGAUAUAGCAACCGGCACGCAGCGGCACACGCUAAAGGGCCAUUCAAAAUCGGUUCAUUCGGUGGCCUUCUCUCCCGAUGGACUCACCCUAGCAUCGGGCUCGGACGAUAGCACCAUCAAUCUCUGGGAUAUGACAACCGGCACCCAGCAGCAGACGCUAGAGGGUCAUUCAGGUUCGGUUAGUUCAGUGGCGUUCUCUCCCGACGGGCUUACCCUGGCGUCGCGUUCGGUCAACAGCACCAUCAAGCUCUGGGGUAAAGCGGCCGGCACACAGUGGCAGACGCUAGAGGGCCAUUCAGAUUCUGUUAGAUCAGUGGCCUUCUCUCCAGAUGGGCUCGCGCCAGCUCUCGAAGAAGCUCCUGGAAAUUUCCAGAUAUCAUUAUCGAAUAACUGGGUUAAGAGUCCGGGAGGUGAAAAUUUACUAUGGCUCCCUGCUGAGUAUCGUACAUUCGCAUGCCAGGCUAUCCAGGAUGCCACACUUGCACUCGGGUAUGAGGAUGGGCGGGUCUUGAUUACGGGAUACCAUGCGCAUAUAGUAUAA
This is a messenger RNA of Penicillium soppii, 4221 nucleotides long. RefSeq lists its product as uncharacterized. The transcript has 4 exons. The record is from RefSeq and is a predicted model, not a curated record. NCBI's taxonomy places the organism in Eukaryota, Fungi, Ascomycota, Eurotiomycetes, Eurotiales, Aspergillaceae. Gene Ontology annotation, molecular function: protein binding. The coding region runs from base 1 to 4221 and encodes 1406 amino acids.